Paramecium sonneborni is the source of this 258-nucleotide messenger RNA. NCBI's taxonomy places the organism in Eukaryota, Ciliophora, Oligohymenophorea, Peniculida, Parameciidae. The record is from the annotation of a GenBank genome assembly.
AUGGGCUGCUCUGAAUCUCAACCUUUUAAAUCAUCUCUCACAUUCAAAACUUAUUCAACCAUAGAUUCACCAUCAACAUUCAUUCUUCCUAUUUCACUUAAUGCUACAUAUGAUCAUUUUGAUACUUAUGAACUUGAUGAUCAGAAUAUAUCACAUUAUUAUGAUGAAAUCUAAUAAAGAGUUAUAUCCAUACCUAAAUUACGACCUAUUAAUAUGUCAAUCAUUUUUUAAAGAAGAAAAAUGUCAAUCAUUCAAUGA